GGAUCAGUUGCCUCUACAUUUUGCUGCCGGGAGGACGAGUGGUUCUCUCAACAUAGUACAGAUGCUGCUGAAGUCCUCAAACAAAGAUGCUCGAUUGAUGCAAGAUAAGGAUGGGUGCAUUCCCCUGUUUCUAAGUGCUGAAGCCGGUAAUAUUGGAGUCUGCAAGGAACUUCUUGGAAUUAAUGCUGAUCUGCAACUCAGGACACAGCGAAAGGAUAAUGGUGACACAGUCUUACAUGUUUGCUGCAGAAAAAAAGAUGUAGAGUUGGCCAAACUCAUGGUGGAAUUUGGUGCUGGUGUUGAUUUCCAAAAUGGAGAAGGUCAGACUCCCUUACAUGUUGCUGCUUGGGAAGGAGAUGAACUGAUGCUGAAGUUCUUCUACCAGUACAAAGCUAAUCCAAACAUUACAGACAAGCUGGACCGGUCUCCAUUGCACAUUGCAGCUGAACGAGGUCACACCAAUGUGGUUGAAGUAUUGACCGAGAAAUUUAAAUCCAAUGUACUGGCCCGAACAAAGGAUGGAAGCACUUUAAUGCACAUUGCUUCACACUGUGGCCACCCGGAAACAGCACUGGCAUUCCUGAAGAAAGGAGUUCCUCUACACAUGCCCAAUAAGGUCAAGCUAAUACCUUUUUAUGCUUUAUUUGUUUCCUUCAUCUUGGGUCUUUGACUGCAAGCCAGCUGAGCAGAGUUUGGUUGCACUGAUGUCUGCAGUGAUUUGGCAAACGUUGUUCAGUUUGUCCUCAACAAUCUGGCCCUCAGUCUGGAGCACGGACGUGCGGUCAGGGGAGGCAGAGGAGGCAGAGC
Leucoraja erinaceus (little skate) is the source of this 807-nucleotide messenger RNA. RefSeq names its product ankyrin-1-like. NCBI's taxonomy places the organism in Eukaryota, Metazoa, Chordata, Chondrichthyes, Rajiformes, Rajidae. Gene Ontology annotation, cellular component: glycosylphosphatidylinositol-N-acetylglucosaminyltransferase (GPI-GnT) complex. Bases 62 to 670 code for a protein of 202 amino acids. Gene Ontology annotation, biological process: GPI anchor biosynthetic process. The transcript has 6 exons. The record is from RefSeq and is a predicted model, not a curated record. Gene Ontology annotation, molecular function: protein binding.